Adelges cooleyi (spruce gall adelgid) is the source of this 763-nucleotide messenger RNA. RefSeq names its product neuropeptide CCHamide-1-like. Bases 102 to 524 code for a protein of 140 amino acids. NCBI's taxonomy places the organism in Eukaryota, Metazoa, Arthropoda, Insecta, Hemiptera, Adelgidae. The transcript has 4 exons. The record is from RefSeq and is a predicted model, not a curated record.
CUCUCUCAGUUAACGUGAAGCGGCCGUAAGUAAACUUACUACCGAGGACGUGUAUGAGCAGCAACAGGUGAACAGGACGACAAAUCGUGCGAUCAUACAAAAUGCACCAAUAUUUUGUGAAGAUAUCUAUUUUCCUGUUGAUCGUGUGUUCGGUGGACGAUUCCGAGAGCAAACAAGGAGCAGCAUGUUUAAGUUACGGUCAUUCGUGUUGGGGCGCACACGGCAAACGCAACACGAACGUACCAAACUACCCGAACGACUGGUUCUUGUAUAGGAUGUCGCUUUUGCGUAAAAAUGACAACAGAGAUGCGACAAUGGAACUCAACCAACAAUCCGACGACGGUGACGUGCCUAAUUACUUUAACAUUCUAAAAACCUACAUUCAGAGAUCCGCAAAAAAGACAAACAAUGAAGACAUUGAUGGACCGUGGAACGCACAGCGAGGCCAGCCUAAAAAUCGAUACGUCGAAACCUUCGCAAUGGAUCCCGAAAACGAUUACAGGCUUAUUGUAAAUAAUAAUUAGGUCCUAAAUCUUUUUUUUUUUUUUAAAAAGCAUUAGUAGAACUCAAACUCUAUAAAAACACUUAAUGUAGGAAUAUACAUUGUUUUCUUUCCUAAACAUUUUCUUUCACAAAAAUAUUAAACUAAAACAUUGAUCGUACGGUUAAUUCGAUUAUACUUACAAAUCAUAAUACAACAAUUUAAAAAUUUAAAAAGAUCAAAUUGAUAUUUUUCGAUAUUGAUAUAGUAUAAAUACUUAAC